AUGCUUGAUGAUUGCCAUAUUUCCUUAAUGACUGCUGCAAAAAAGGUUGUAAAAAUGAGUGAGGUCUCACAGGGAACCAUUUUCCUUUUCUUUCAAAGCUUCCGAUGGGAUGCCAAAAGCUUCAAACCAGACUUCUCCAUCAAACCGACAGAAGGUUACAUUUCUCCAGGAACAAGUGUUCCCUUUGAAGUGACCUUCCACCCUUGUGAGCAGAGUCAGGACAUCUGCUAUGAAAACCUCCUGUGUCACAUCCAAGGCGGAGAACCUGUGAGGCUCACGCUGAAUGGAUUAUGCGUGAGCGUCCCGCCUGUCAAAGAGGUGGUAAAUUUCAUAUGCCAGGUGCGUGGAAAGCAGACACAGACCAUCAUGCUAUCCAACAAGACUAACCAACCGUGGAUGUUGCGGCCCAUUAUUGAGGGAGAGCAGUGGAAAGGGCCAGAGUACGUCAGGGUGGAAGCCCACCAGCAGAACAAGCCCUAUGAAGUCACAUACAGGCCUCUGGCUAUGAAUGUAGAAAACAGGAAGGACCAGGGCUCCAUCUUCUUCCCCCUCCCAGAUGGAACAGGACUGCUUUACCUCCUACAAGGCACUACUGAGCCUCCCAAGACAGCUGGAAACAUCAUGAGGGAAAUUCCGUGCAAAACAUCCUACACGGAGCUGCUUCCUAUCACCAACUGGUUGAACAAGCUGCAAAGGUUUCGGGUAACAGUUGAUAUGAUAAAGCCAGAAAAACUGGAAGUCACAACCACCCUGAAAACUCUGGACUAUAUUGAAGUGCCAGCCUCCACCAAGAAGGACCACAAGCUCACCUUCUUCUCUUACAAAGAGGGCAUGUACACCGCCAAGAUCACCUUCCGCAAUGAGGCCACCCAGGAAUUCUUAUUCUAUCUGAUCACAUUUAAGGCCACCCCAUGUGGCCCACUAGGCACCCUCGAGUUGACCACAGCUGUCCGGCAAAGUACCUCCUCCUCAGUCAAGGUGGAAAACCCGCUGCACUACCAGGUGUCCUUCAAUACGGACUGCAAGGUGCCAGACAUCAACCUGCCUCCUCAGUUCACGGUGCCUGCUCAGUCUGAGGGAACGCUGGUCUUCGAGUUCCUGCCGAUGAGGCCCGGGGAAACCAGUGGGCGCCUGGCUCUCAACAGCAGCGAACUGGGCUCUUUCCAGUACGAUCUGAUCCUGAAGGCCACGUCGGCCCACCCAGAGAAGCCCCUCACUUUCUCCACCAUGCUGGGCAGCAGCCAGAGCUUGGUGGCCAAGAUCGUCAACUACACCCGCCAGAAGACGGAGUAUUCCACCAAGAUCGACAGCCCGGACUUCCAAGCCGAGAAGGUCAUCAGCGCGCCCGCGGGUGCCCAGACGGGCACCGAGGUGGGCGUGGAGGUGACGUUCGAGCCGUGCCAGCUGGGCGAGGCCCGCGGGACUCUCCUGCUCUCCUCGGCGGCGGGCGGCGACUACGUGAUCCCUCUGCGGGGCACGGCGCUGCCCCCCCGGCCGCAGGGCCCCGUGCAGAUCCGGCUGGGCGGCACCGCGUCGCUGCCCUUCAAGAAUGUCUUCCUGCAGCCCACGGCCUUCAGCUACGCCGUGGACAGCGCUGCCUUCUCGGUGCGCGCCGCUGAGACCAUCCGCCCCAAGAAGACGGCCACCAUCUCCGUGACCUUCGAGGGAGCCGGCGGCGGGAACAAGGCGCCGGUCACCGGCAAGCUGGUGGUUUCGUGCCCGCGCGCCGCCGGGCUGGGCUCGCCCGUCAGCUGGGUCUACUACCUGCGGGGGGUCCCGCCCGAGAAGUAGCUCCUCCCUCGCAAUAAAGUAUUUCUGCGAAACGAAAA
Thamnophis sirtalis is the source of this 1829-nucleotide messenger RNA. The record is from RefSeq and is a predicted model, not a curated record. NCBI's taxonomy places the organism in Eukaryota, Metazoa, Chordata, Lepidosauria, Squamata, Natricidae.